UCAGAGGAGGGGAACGAAGGGCGCGAGAGAUUAUUCGCGUGUCUAUAGACUUUUGGAGCUCAUUUAUCGGUGGACACCAAACACAGCCGGGUGUUUCGAGGAAACAGGUGGACAUUUCUUCAAACUGCUGUUUUCAACUUGAAAACAUCCUUAGUUGGCUGGUUGGCGCAAAAAAUAAACAAGCAAUGACAGAGACGAAAAUGAAAAGCGAAGUGGCGGACUUUUACAAUGGGCAGGCCGUCUUCAUCACGGGCGCGACCGGGUUUCUCGGAAAGGUCCUGCUUGAAAAACUGCUGCGAUCUUGUCCCGGCAUUGAAAGUAUUUACAUUUUGAUCCGCGCCAAGAAGAACAAAAAUGUGCUUGAAAGAACCGACCAGCUUUUCAUGGAUCAGAUUUACAAGAAGCUGGAAAAGACAACAAUGUCAAAGGUGAUGCCGAUCAACGGCGACGUCUCCCUUCCAGGUCUUGGUAUCAGCGAAACAGACCGCGCAACUCUGACGGAAAAAGUUUCUGUCGUUUUCCACUCGGCGGCGACCGUGCGAUUCGUCGACCCUCUGAAGCACACGCUCAUCACCAAUUUGCGAGGCACAAAUGAAGUGAUCAACCUUUGCAAGGAGAUGAAACACCUCAAAUCCUUCCUUUACGUGUCCACCGCUUACUCACACUGCGUCCGUCGCGAAAUUGACGAGAUCGUCUACGACAUACCCAUGUCCCCCGAACAGUUGCUCAACUGCUGCGAAUGGAUGACCGACGAUCAGAUGGAGUUCAUGGCCCCACAUAUCAUGGAAAACUGGCCCAACCCAUACGCCUACAGUAAGGCUCUGUCAGAGAACCUGGUGAAGAAACGCUGCGAAAAUAUGCCUGCCGCAAUUUUCCGCCCUUCGAUUGUGGUGAGCGGUGCCCAAGAACCUUUGCCAGGCUGGAACGACAACCUGAACGGCCCUACCGGAAUCACUGCUGGAAUCACCAUGGGCAUCAUCAGGUCGAUGAACGCAGACAAAGACGUCAACGCAGAUUUGGUGCCCGUCGACUAUGUCGUCAACUCUAUGAUCGCCUCAGCCUGGGACGUCGGAACCAACAAGUUGCCGUUGCAGGUUUUCAACUUCACCAGCGGAGGUCGGAACCCCCUGACUUGGGGCCGCUUCCGGGAGUUGCUGAUCAGCGUGGGUUUUGACGCGCCCCCGCUUAAGGCCCUUUGGUACUUCUGCUUCUUCAUCAUCAAGAGCACCAGAAUGCACAACUUCGUAGUCAGCAUUCUGCACUUCCUGCCCGCCAUCCUCCUGGACAUGGUUUCCACCCUCCUCGGCAAGAAGAGACGCUUUUUCCGGCUGUACCAGAAAAUUGAUCAGCAAACGAGUGCGCCGGCGUACUUUGCCCUUCGUCAGUGGGAAUUCAAAGACGACAACGUCCUCUCCACGAUCAAAAGAAUGACACCUGAGGACCGGAAGAUCUUCAGAUGCGACAUCGCCGAUUUGGACUGGGCCACAUACAUGGGCGACUAUUACCUAGGAAUGCGGCAAUACGUGCUCAAGGACGAUCCGUCCACCGUGCCAGAAGCCCUCAAGAGAUACAAAAAACUGCACUACCUGCAUAGAGGCCUGCAGGUGGUCAUGCUCAUCGGAUUUCUUGGCAUCGCCCUUAAGUUUUUCACCCUGAUUGCUGCAGGAGUAUCUUCAGUUGCGACUUCCCUCCAGUUCUGAUAGAGUAAAAAUAAGGAGUUCCUGAGUUUCUCUCUCUUUCAACUUUGCAUUCACAUUUUGAUAUUAUAUUUAAAUUAUUUAUCUUGAUGAUUAAUUUAAAUUUAUUUGAAUUAUCUCUUAAUUAUACUGUCCCACUUUAUGCUCUCCCAUAUAUCUUAAAUAAAAUAUUACAUAAUAAUAAU
Messenger RNA from Neocloeon triangulifer, 1882 nucleotides. RefSeq names its product fatty acyl-CoA reductase wat-like. Gene Ontology annotation, biological process: long-chain fatty-acyl-CoA metabolic process. Gene Ontology annotation, molecular function: alcohol-forming very long-chain fatty acyl-CoA reductase (NADP+) activity. The transcript has 10 exons. Gene Ontology annotation, cellular component: peroxisome. The coding region runs from base 186 to 1700 and encodes 504 amino acids. NCBI's taxonomy places the organism in Eukaryota, Metazoa, Arthropoda, Insecta, Ephemeroptera, Baetidae. The record is from RefSeq and is a predicted model, not a curated record.